Molecule: messenger RNA, 1206 nt
Organism: Neoarthrinium moseri
Lineage: Eukaryota; Fungi; Ascomycota; Sordariomycetes; Amphisphaeriales; Apiosporaceae
Exons: 1
Coding region: 1-1206 (401 amino acids)
Source: RefSeq, a predicted model, not a curated record
AUGUACGGCUUCGACUACAUCACUUUCUUGGCCCUCGCGGCAGGCACCGCGGCAACAAGCGUCAGCACGACGCCUCACGACUCGUACUCUUCUUCCGUCGGUGUGCUUGGUUGCAAGAUUGAUACCAACCGUGUAGCCUACUGGCCUGGCUCCGUCGACUGCAACAACAUCUGUAUUAAGCUCACCUAUGGAGAUCGCUCUGUCAAUCUUCUACGAAUCGACCAGUCCGGAGGCGCCCAUGACAUUAGUUACGACGCCUGGGCCUACCUCCAGACGGGCAAGUCGGCCGCCGUUGAUGCUAUCACCGGCGGGGGUGUCGCCAUGGAGUACGAAGAGGUGGACGCUUCCGAGUGUGCCGAUCUCAUCCUUACUGAAGGCAACAAGCUGCCUCUCAGUGCUUCGAACAGCAUGAACUACCUGGCUAGCUGUCUCGCGGAGCCGGAGAGCUGGGUUGCUCAGAACCACGUCUUGUACAACAUCUGUGAUGCUAUUUGCACUCUAGGCUAUGACGAGACUUGCACACUCGACCUGGCCACCAGCAACCAGCCUAGCUGCGGACACACUCUAGGCCUUACCACUUCCCUAACUUCGGCCCCAGUUCACAACAUCGAAUACCAGUCUGGCAAGGUUGUGGUGGCCGGCAGCGGGGCCGUCGCCAGCUCAUAUACCUACGCUGAGGCUGGUGCAGACUCUGGAGCGAAAGCCGCGACCUCUGCAGCCAAAGCGACGAGCUCUUCGUCCGUGGCUGCCAGCACGCCAACGACUUCAGCCAUCGAUGCCGUCUUCCUGCAGGUCACCAGCGGCUCGACUUCUGUUACGGAAUACGAGACCGCCCCCGCCUCGACAGUCGCGGCGUCCACAACCUCAUUGGCCGCCGCCCCUUCCACCGUCAUCGCAAGUUCCAGCGCGCAAACUACGGAGUCGCUUGCUAGUGGUACUGCCACUACCCUUGUCUCGCCGGUCCACUCCUACACUGCAACUGGCAGCGGUUCCUUAGCUACCAGUGCGGCGCAGACAAGUGCGAACGCCUCGAGCACCUUUUUGGUUGCGACCCUCUCCACUGCUAGGAGCAGUGCGAGUAGCAGCAGCUCUGCUGCUGCUACAGGCACCGCUCAGCCAGCGGCUUCUGGGGACUCUAAGCUCGGCUUCCCGGCCUCGGCGUUGCUGUCAAGUAUCGCCAUGUACUUGCUUGUGAGCGCGCUGUAG